CAUAGCGCAGCCGGGUCCCGCCGCCAUGAUGGCGGCAGGCGCCCUCCAGCCCCUUCGCUCCUCCUCGCUCCUCCUCGGCCCCGCCGAGGGGCACAAACCGGGGAAGGGGCAGCGAGGAGGGAGCCAGGGGCACCCCGCAGCGCCUCACGCCGCCCGCCGGCAGCGGGGAAGGCGGAGCGGAGCGGAGGGAGGGCGGAGGGCGGCGGGACGAGGGUUGGGACCAUGGCUAUUGACUGGAUUGGAUUUGCAUAUGCUGCACUGCUGGCUGUUGGAGGUGUUGUAGGAUAUACUCGCAAAGGUAGUAAAAUCUCUUUAGCUGCUGGUCUUACCUUUGGCUCUGUGGCUGGGUAUGGAGCUUACUGUGUGACAUGUGAUCCGAAAAAUGUGAAGAUAUCAUUGUUUUCAGCUUUUCUUUUGACCCUUAUCAUGGGAAUGAGGUUCAAGAGGUCCAAGAAAUUAAUGCCAGCUGGACUGGUAGCAUGCCUGAGCCUUCUGAUGAUUUUGAGGCUUGUUUUUAUGCUGAUGUAGGAGAAUUUAGCAACUUAAGAAUCGAAGUAUGACUGUCACACCCACCUAACAAAGAGGCAGGCUCUCCGUACUUGAAAGACAAGUUUGAACACAAGUCUUAAUUUGCAUUUAUCUUUUCUGUAAAAAAUCUGUACCUGUAAUUUAAUUGUUGGCACUUGCUGGUAUUUUGCAAGUUUUUUAAAAAACUGAAACAAAUAUUUUGUUGAUGAUGUGUUUUGAUCUUCCAUUUAAGCAAUCUGUUAACUCAAGGGAUCUAUACCUGUAAGUUUGAUAGCUUUCAGAGGUGCUGAGCACCCCAGGAAAUUGCAUUCGUCUUGCACUGUAUCUCUGAGAUAACAUACACAUAAAUAUCUCAUUAUGUUAAAAAGAUAAAUUGUUCUGAACCAUAAAUUUGUAACUUCUGUAAUUAAGUAAUCCAUCCUAAUCAUAUUGUCAGUUAGUAAUCAAUAAAGACGUGUGCCUGUACUGUCCAAUACUGGAAAACCCACAUUCCUUUCAAACACGUGCAUCUUCUUCCACUAAUUCUAAGUGUAAAAAUUUUUAUCAGUGUUCAAAUAAAACAAAAAGUUCAAAGCUUC
Anas platyrhynchos (mallard) is the source of this 1106-nucleotide messenger RNA. RefSeq names its product transmembrane protein 14A (gene TMEM14A). Gene Ontology annotation, cellular component: mitochondrial membrane. Lineage: Eukaryota; Metazoa; Chordata; Aves; Anseriformes; Anatidae. Gene Ontology annotation, biological process: regulation of heme biosynthetic process. The record is from RefSeq and is a predicted model, not a curated record.